AGGGCAGCAAACGGGAGACCUUACUGAAGCGCAACUCCGAACGGAUCAACGCUUUGUCACUGUUUGUGCAGGAGGCCCGAACAUUUGCGGAUGCAGACUGUAUGGCGUCCCCUGCGGACCUACUUCCAAAACUGGCUCAUCAAGUUGUCAUGGAGUUACUCGAUAUGUGUGGUGUCCCACACGUCUGCGGCACUCGCGAAGCAGAUUUGCAAAUGGCUGAACUCGCAGUGCUUCUGGAUUGUCCUCUUGUGAGUAACGAUUCUGACUUCUACAUAUUUCAAUCGCCUGUCCCAUCACGUUAUCGAGUGAUCCCACUGUCUUCACUGAGUUCCACAUGUUACCAGUUGCCAAAAAAGUGCGCCGAUUGUGGCACUCAGUCUGCGACGUGCUACGGAUUGUCAUGUUCCGUUUUCCAUCAAUCUCAGUCUUGUUUGAACAGAGUGACACCGACUAUGCUUCCACUGCUUGCAGUGAUGUCGGACAAUGAUACCAUUUCGAACGUUCACCUUCCUGAUGGUGUGGAACGCUUAAUAAAAAAGCCCCCAAAAAUGCCAUACAGCGCGAAGCGGGUCCACGCUGUGCUGGGUUGGUUGAGCCAAUUCACGAACAAUUCCUCAGGUGCACUACGUCAAAUUCUGUCCGGAUAUUUUAGCUUACAGCUAAUCGACAUUACAAAACAAAUUGCACAGUGUAUCCGUGGAUACUUUCUCGAUCCGGUCACCGGUGGUUCCGAACUGGCCAAUGAAUUGAACCUCCCGACUGACACAGCGUUUGCCCGACACUCACCUCAUGGAAGUCCACCUGUUAACCUUGAUUCUAUCUCAGUGAGGACGGUGGAUGAGGCGGUUUCUUUGCUCGCUCAGACAUUGUCACACUGGAAAGCUGGGGAUGUUGGAGGUAACACCGAUUUCUGCUUUCAGUGGCCACGAAGACUGAGUCAUGGCUUCCGAACUGGUCGCAUAUCCACUUCAUUGCUUGAUGCGCUAUACGUACGUGGUGGAAGUGUACUACGGAUUCUGUACGAGGAUUUGAAGUACGAGAACUCCAUUUACUCUGUGAGUGAGCAUAUUCGAUCGCUAAACUAUCGCUUAUUGGUUGAACUUGAGAACCACAUUGGUUGUUCGCACAAACUCCGCUGGUUGACGGAUGGCAAGCCGAUAGAGAGCCGUCGUGAGGGCAGGCGAAUGUCCACGUUCUCUGUUCAUUUGCCAGUUGCGACUGUGCCCCGUUGUGAGUCGACCGUAGAGUGUUUCGACCGAUUUUUCAGCCAGUAUUUGUCCAUUGGACUGAGCAGCGUGGUUUGUGACUCACCGCAGACAGUGGGUAUCAUUUGUGUGCUAAUCGUGUGGUUGCGACAUACAUCUAUUAAGGAGGUCGCCCGGAUUCCAGUGAACGAAAACCCCGUCGCGCUAGCCUUUACCAUGUGUGCCAUGUUGACUGGAUUUCGUUAUGAAGACUUCCGUGGUCAAGAAGAAACCAUGGCUGACAAGAAAUUGGCGGAACUGUGUAAAGGAUAUGGUCAAAUUGUUAGCGAUGCGAAACGUGAAUGUGCGAAAAAUGGUCACCAACGCUACUCAAUCGAGAUUGUUCAUCAGCUGAAUGAGUUACAAUUGGUGUUCGUGGAGUUGCAGCACCUGACGACUUUGCUGGAAGUCCUAAGCACAUGUAAUGGUGGGGAGGAAGACCCCAAUGGAGGUGAGAGGGCACAAGCUGACGAAAAGCGACUGACAUUUUGGCCAGGGUGGGUGAUGUUUUCAAGUGGACGUCUGCUUCAUUGGUUGGUACAGGCUCUGGCAUGUGCUCCACCUGAUGACCGAAUCGAACGUUUGAAGAAUGUGUGGAUCCCCAUCCUGUUGCGUGCGGUAUCCUCCGACAUCAGUACAUCAAGUGCGUCAGAAUUUUCGAACCGCGUUGCUGAUGUACUCGGGGCUGUGCUACGCGUAUUGACUGAUGUCGCAUUUACACCAUCGAACGUGUGA
This is a messenger RNA of Dicrocoelium dendriticum, 1979 nucleotides long. The record is from the annotation of a GenBank genome assembly. Lineage: Eukaryota; Metazoa; Platyhelminthes; Trematoda; Plagiorchiida; Dicrocoeliidae.